This is a messenger RNA of Caenorhabditis bovis, 1254 nucleotides long. Lineage: Eukaryota; Metazoa; Nematoda; Chromadorea; Rhabditida; Rhabditidae. The record is from the annotation of a GenBank genome assembly.
AUGACUGAAGAAGAAAAGGAAAAAAUCAAAAUUCUCCAUGUGGCUAAUAUUUCGACUGCCGCUACUAAGGACCACAUAUACAAUAUGUUCAACUAUCUUGGAAAAAUCGCAGAAUUACGAAUCUAUCCAUCAGAAAAUAAUAUUACCCCAAACAUAACUAGCAAAGCUGCUUUUAUAAAAUAUGACGAUGAAAGAUGUGUUGAAGUUGGUCAGCAUCUAACAAAUGUGGUAUUAAUUGAUCAGGCGUUAAUAUGCAUUCCGUAUUUGCAAAACACAAUUCCUGAUGAAGACACGUAUUUCAAUAGCGGUGGUGUUCCCACUGCUGGUCAGAGACAGCUUCCUCCCCAUGUCGUAAAUAAAACUCAAGAAAUUGAAGAUGGAACUUCUUUGUUGCUUACAGUCGAUCCGACGCUCGAACAACUGGGACUGCCGCAAUAUCCACCACUUCCUGGCGAUACCGAUCUAGCCAAAGUCGAAGAAAUCAGAAGGACGGUCUAUGUCGGAAAUCUGCCAAAAGGAAUCGACGGGCAAGCUGUUCUCGAUUUCUUCAACAUGUAUGUUGGAGAGGUAAUGUACGUCAGAAUGGCGACUGGACCACAGACUUUGCCUUGCGCCUACGCGUACGUCGAGUUUUCCAGUCAGACGUCAGUGCCGAUUGCAUUACAAAACAAUGGAAUCGAUUUCCAAGGAAGGCAAAGACUGAUGUUCAAGCAUUGGAAGAAAUUGAGGAAGCUAUUCGUCAAGGGCGAACUGGCGAUGAUCGUGAACGCGAGAGACGUCGCUCACGAUCGCCAGUGCGAAGGAGGCGUUCACCAUCACCUAGAAGGCGUUCGCGAUCACCCAGAAGAGAUCGACGCGAUCGACGUUCGAAGAGUCGUGAUCGCAAGCGAAGCCGCAGUCGUGAUCGUAGAAGAAGAAGCCGUAGCAGAGACAGAGAUCGCAAGCGAUCGAGAAGUCGGUAAGUUGACAGGCGACGUCGAUCGAAAUCGCGAGACAGAAAACGGGAUAGAUCGAGAGACCGAUCGCGUUCGAGAGAUCGCAAGAGGGACCGUAAAAGGAGCAGGAGCACGGAGAGGAAGCGUGAUGAGAAAAAGUUUUCAGCCGCCUUCUGAAACUAGUGAUGAGGAUUUGCUGAGAGAGAAAUUGCUUGAAAAGCAAUUAGCCCGCAAAGACACGACCUCCGACAGCGAAUGGGAAGAGAAAGGUGUCGAGACGAAGAAUGAGCGCAAACGCCGAGUUUCGGAUUCAGAAUAA